AUGGGUCGCAGCCAGAGCAAGCUGAAGCCCGAGGUGCUGGAGGAGCUGCUGGAGGUGACCGAGUUCACCGAGGAGGAGAUCUACGAGUGGUACCGCGGCUUCGUCAAGGAGUGCCCCAACAACUACCUGACGAUGAAGGAGUUCAAGAAGGUCUACGAGCGCUUCUUCCCCGACGGCGACCCCGCCCUCUUCGCCGAGCACGUUUUUCGCACAUUUGACCUUAACCAGGACCGGCAGAUUGACUUCAGAGAGUUCCUCUGUGCGCUGUCGAUUACCUCGAGGGGACGAAUUGAGCAGAAGCUGAGGUUGGCCUUUUCCAUCUACGACAUUGACGGGGACGGAAAGAUUAGCCGUGAUGAGAUGCUGGCCAUCUUUGAUGCGAUGUACAAAAUGAUCGGCAAAAUGAUGAAAUUGGAGGAGGACGUCUCCACGCCGGAAAAGCGCACCGAGAAGAUCUUUCGACAGAUGGACUCAGACCAUGAUAACACACUGUCGCUGGAGGAGUUCAUCGACGGCGCUCGCACUGACCCGUCCAUCCUUCGGCUGCUGAACAUCUUCUAA
Messenger RNA from Rhagoletis zephyria (snowberry fruit fly), 561 nucleotides. Lineage: Eukaryota; Metazoa; Arthropoda; Insecta; Diptera; Tephritidae. The record is from RefSeq and is a predicted model, not a curated record.